Molecule: messenger RNA, 549 nt
Organism: Protopolystoma xenopodis
Lineage: Eukaryota; Metazoa; Platyhelminthes; Monogenea; Polystomatidea; Polystomatidae
Source: the annotation of a GenBank genome assembly
AUGUUGCACUACCACAACGCGGGUUCGAGUCCCGGUGAGGGUUCCGAUGAGACCAAUUCGGGCGAGGUGAAAGCCGCAAUCCAGUUCACUCAGGUCGGAAGGAGAAUAUCUUUUAAAGAACGUAAGCUCGACUCAUCUGCUUGCGGGCAAAUCGGCCUAGCACUCCUUUAUCAUCUUAACCGAAAUGGCGUUUUGCAAAGAUGCAACCACAACUCGAUCUGCUCCCUUCGCUCUACUUACCGAGCCUGCUCCAGGUCCCGGUUGACCAUUGUUCAAUCGGUUGGUGGGUUGUUGCAUCAGGAUCAGGCCAAUCAGCUGAUUGGCCUGCGCUGCUGCCUUGGCAACCGUCAGAUGGACACCGUCCGCGCGAGCGGCGGAGAGCAGCGCCACUGCGUCCGAUUGUGCAGAGCCGACGAGCGUCUGGCCCUCAAUCGCCAACAGCUGGUCGCCCGGAGACAGCCGGCCGUCGCGAUGGGCAGCACCAUUCGGUACCACGGCUUUGACGUAAAUGCCGUACUGCUUCUCCGGGCCCUCGGCCUGCAUGUGUGA